This is a messenger RNA of Lacerta agilis (Sand lizard), 5903 nucleotides long. RefSeq names its product mucin-6-like. Gene Ontology annotation, molecular function: hyaluronic acid binding; heparin binding. The transcript has 13 exons. The record is from RefSeq and is a predicted model, not a curated record. Lineage: Eukaryota; Metazoa; Chordata; Lepidosauria; Squamata; Lacertidae. The coding region runs from base 84 to 5231 and encodes 1715 amino acids. Gene Ontology annotation, biological process: visual perception.
AUGAGCUCUUUUGGAAGACUGGAGCACACCAAAACAUACCUGGCUCCUCUUCCUCCUACACUGAAGUUCACAGCCAAGCAACCAUGAUGGGGGUUUUUAUGAUGAGUCAAACAACAGGACCACUUGGUGGCAAACUGGCCCCUUCCGGAAGCUCAAGUAAAUCCAGGAGAACAUCCUCAUGCUGUAAUUUGGGUUUGGCAACAACUGCCCAAAGACAGACAUGGCAAACUGUCUUGUCCAUCAUUCCUCUUCUUUUUGCCAGCACCGCUGCUUAUAACGAAAGCUAUUUAGCUGCAACUUACCAGACUCCACCUGGCACAAGACCAGGGUCUUCAGAUUCCUUGCCUUUCCAGAACGUUACUGAUGGGCAGCAGUUGACUAGGCAAGACUUGCAAAAUUGGUCUGACAGUGGCCAGCCACGUUUUCCUGCUACAGGGAGAGAUCUAUAUACUUCAAACUUAUUGGCCAGCACGGCUGGCACUGUUGACUGGUCCUUUGUUGCAAAUACCCAGUGGGAUUCAAGUAAUGUCUCUGGAAAUAUAGAGUUAAACAUUAGUGAGCAAGGACCCCUGAAUAUUGGCUCCACUGUCUUGAAGAUGGACCAGAACAGUUCUAAUGUUCUGGAGCUUGCAACUUCACUCACACCUGAUUCUACAAGCAUUUCUCUUAAGCUUGCUUCUAAGGGGGUUGAGCAGCUAGAAAUUACCACGGCACCUCCGUCCCUCAUAUCGCAAGCAGUAGGAAUCGAAAAAAUGGAGACUGCUUACACCAUAAGGGUGACUCCUACAUUGUCCCCAGUAUUGUCUCUUCCAGACAUGAGUAGCUCCUUGCAGUUGGAUCCAAAUACAACACACCAGCAUGCACCUGCUUUCCGAAAUACAGCUGCUACAGAUCAGCCAACUGCUGCUGGCACGGUGGUCUUAACUUCAAGAAACCCACUUGCUCUGGAGCACAUCCCCAGGGUUGCGCAGGGCCUACGUGAAACGUCUUCAACUGAAAUGGUCUACAAAACCAGUAUAAGUAGGAUAAUGGCCGAGUAUGCUGGCACAGCUACUUCUCCACAUAGUGACUUCCUCAGUGACCAGUACAGGAAGACACUGCAUACCAGUCAUCAAGAUUCGAUGACCUCUUCUGUUGGAACAACUCCUCCUGGAACCAGUCAUCAAGAUUCGAUGACCUCUUCUGUUGGAACAACUCCUCCUGGAACCAGUCAUCAAGAUUCGAUGACCUCUUCUGUUGGAACAACUCCUCCUGGAACCAGUCAUCAAGAUUCGAUGACCUCUUCUGUUGGAACAACUCCUCCUGGAACCACUAAUAUAGGGAUGAAAUUUCUCCACCCAAGCAGUGGGCAUGCAUCCCAUAGUUCUCUGGCUUCCACGCUGCACACUCCUGCCAAUACCUUGCCUGGCCCUUCUUCACACUCUUCUGGUGCAAGUUCACACAAGGCUGACUCUGAGCCGACAAUUGUGUCCAAUGGCCAGAAACUUGAUACCACUGAAUCAGUGAGUAGAGGGCCCCCUGCAGCUGUUCCUGUAACUUUGUCCCCGUCUUCCCUCUGGCCCUCACUUAGUCAUUCAAAUGAAGCUUUGCCAGCUGUUACUUUACCCGCUUUUACAACUUUGGCAGGCUCCACAGGCUCUAGAAAGUCCAGAGGGUUUCCCACUCCGCAGCAGCCCGAACUCCUAAGCACUGGAUUUUCUCCACAUAGACCUAUCCCCACGACUACAGAGUCUCCUUAUGUGUCUUCACUGUCGGCUGCCGCUGAUGGAGCCCAUGUCAAUCCAGAGAACUACACUGAGAUCCCUCUGAAUUCUGUCUUCCCUUAUUGGGAGGGUAAGGGCACAAUCCCACCCAUCCAUAGCUUACCAUCUACAGCUGAUCUGACUAGCUCCUCAAGCCAACCAACCAUGACAGAGUCCACCAUGAACAGGUCCCUGUGGUCCAAAGCUAGAAAUCCUACUUUACCCAUUUCUCAUAGUUUGACAGCAGAGUCUUCUGCUGAUGUGGCACAUGGCAGUGUUAACAAGCUGACUUUGGAGACUACUACACAUAUUCCUCAUUCAUCGGCAGAUGGGGAGGCAGCGUUCAGCCUUUCUCUUGCAACUAUGUCACUCGGCCUUGGCACUCAUGCAGAAACUGGCCUGUCUGUUGGGUCCCAGAGUUCUCGGAUGAAAGAGCAGGUCACACCUCUGCCGCCAUCUCUUAGUACUACCGAAGAGGACUCUUUAGCCACUCUUGGGGUGAUAAGCACUUCUGCAGGCGAAGAAGCUAGGCUGGACUUGAAGGAAGAUCCCUCACAUGUACCACAGGAGCUUAUUGGUUUCAGUGAGGUCUCUACACAUGGCACCAUCUCAAACAGCAAAAGUGGCAUGACCAACUUUGGCAUUACCACCUCACCCUGGCAAGUUUCAAGUUCUUCACUUGGCACAUUGCAUGCUGGGGAUGCUGAAACAGGAUAUAAUGUUAGUCCACUGGAAGGUGUAACCAACACUGCUAGUUACAGGGAGCAGAUGGCUGAGCCCCAUAAAAUAACUGCUGCUGCUCAACUGAUGCCUAUGUUCUCCUCGGAGGUCCCAGUGAUGGCUUUAGGAGGUACUCCAGCUGAAGACUUGGUCUUUAGCUUAACUUCUGCAGAGUCCCCAGUUCAGCUGACAGAUGAGCACUAUGCUUUGCCCAGGAGGAGGAGUGGGUCGAUGCCAACUCCUCCUCCAAAUUCUACCUCUCUUGUGACGUCAAGGGUUGUGUCCAAGGAACCUUCUGAGCCAGAGACUCUAACCAUGUCCUUGACCACAAAGAUGGCUAAUGAUUCCAUUGUACAUACAUUUACAGCAAGAAGUGACUCUAUGCGCCUCUCUAGCCCACACCUAGAAACAGCAGAGGCUACCCUGCCAAAUAGAGAUGUUUCUGAUGGAAUGGUACAUGUUGAUCUCUCUACAGGAGAUGCUACAACCAGGUCUGCAGAAGAAUUUCUCAGUGUGACUUCCCAGGGAUGGAAGCUUGCCAUUCCAACGUCAUCUCAUGCCACAGCUUCACACGGAAACAUAACAGAAUCAGGAAGAUUUUCGGUCAUUCCAACACGUGGGUCUGUAUCUACAAGCUUUAUCUCAAUGGGCUCCUCUAGGAGUAGCGUUCCCGAGUCAAUUUUGAAGAUAAAUGAUGAGGCUACUGAGGGCCUAAUGAGCAGGUGGAAAGAGCAGGGGACACCUACCAACACAAUGCUGCCUGUUGCGUCCACUGCAGAAGCAUGGACACAUGAUUUGAAAGCCAUCGCUUCUUCUCAAACAGCAGCUAACACUACAGAUACACUUUUGCCUACAAGGGCCUCUGAGGUUGACUUCAGUGCCUCUGCUGUAGCAACUACACUGGGGACCAUACUAGGAUAUAAGAUCACAGAUGCCUUUACUGCAGCUGUCCCACAAGUAGUUAGCACAAUGGCUUUGCACACUGGCAGCUCAGGGGUUGAAAGUUCCACUGCCUCUCAAGGCCCUGCAUAUCUGUCUUUCCCAGAGAGCACAUCUCCUGCAUAUCUGUCUCUCCUAGAGAGCACAUCUACCCAGGCUGUCCCUGUGUCAUCUGUUACAACAGAUCUGCUGACUAGCCCAAGAAUUCUUCCUGGUGAGUUGACAAGAGCAGCUUGCAGGAAUGCCCCUUGUACAGUGAGCACCAUCCCAGCAUCUUUCACUCUGUCUCAAGGUGCAUCAACUCAGAUUCCUACUACUACCCAAGCACUCUUGACUAGAAAGCUUUUGGUUACUCCACUGGGGUCAACAGAUGCCAUGAAGAAUGGGGCCAGUGUGGUUCUCGGCACCACGGAGACUAGCCCUGAGCACAUAAUAAGCACAACUACACAAAUGGUGUCUGGAAACCAAAAGGGCAACACUCCAAAACAGCCAGUGUCAAAGUUCAAGGCUCCAUCACUGAGCCAGUUCACCAGGAAGGAGAGUUUGACCUGGAGAACAUCUACACCACCUGUUCUGGCUGUGCAUAAUCUGCCUCUGUGGUUCCGUCUCAUUGGAAUUGAUUAUGAAGAAUCCUUGGAGAACAAGUCUUCUCAAAGCUACAAGAAGCUGGAGAAAGAAGUAAAGUUGACCUUAAACAAGAUGCUAUCUACCUAUGAGACCUUUCUUCAAGCAAACGUUCUCCAUUUCUUGAAUGGCUCUGUGAUCGCUGAGGCUGUGGCUGUGUUCCAGGCUGGAGGCCCUGUUCCCACACCCUCGGACGUCAUCCGUACAAUUGUCACAGAGGUGGAGAGGCGGGAAAUGGACACCUUCUUUGGCUGGAGGGUGGAUGUGAAAUCUCUUCAGUCAAACGGGUUCAGCUGGAAAAACCUAGAACCAGAGAAGCUGGCUGUAUCGUUCACUGUUCUGGGGCUGGGAUCUUCAGCAUCAUUUGAUGGCAUGAUGAACUUGGAACAUAUGGAAAAGCUAAGACGCAAGGUGUUCCUGUUGCUUGGAACUCAGUACACAGUGCAGAAUAUCUCUCUUAAUCAAGUCAGAUAUAGCCAAGGUGGUGUCGAUAUUAAUGGAGAGGUCUAUAUUGAUACCAAUGCUCAUGUGGACAUUGGCUGGGCUCUAAAAGCACUGAUGGGGCUUAGAAACUACUCUGUGGACCUCACGUCUCUCUCCAUCAAUGGGUCACGCCUAAGUCUCCAGGUCUUCCCAGUGUCUUUCUUGGUAACCAACAGGAUAUUCAAUGAGAGAAUGAUGGAUCGUUCUUCUGUAGAGCACCAGAACCUUGCCAGGGAUAUAUCUGAUGUGCUAAUGCAUAUUCUAGGGAAGUACAAAAACCUCCUGCAAGUGGCAAUCCGAGACAUCACCGGUGGAUCCCUGAUAUGCCAUGGAGAUGUGAUAUUCCAGCACCCAGCUCCAACAAGCAAGGAUGUCCUACAGACGCUCGCUCUUUCAGUUGGCCCGAAGGAUUAUCUGGACUCCUCAAAUCUCCAAGUGGACCCAUUCUCCUUUACUGUAGCAGGUGAUGGGCUGGAGCCUCCCGUUACACAUCGAGGUGUCCCUGGCUAUGUGGUGGCCAUCAUUGUGCUCUGUGUCCUUGCACUAGUUGCUCUUCCUAUCCUGGCUCUGCUGCGAAAGGUGCUUGGCCGGAGAGACAAGAUUAUUAUCAACAGGGGGCGUGACCAUGAAACGGGCGUGGAGACAUUUGAACUAGAUAACCCAGGAUUCCACCCAACUCGGGAUGAGGUAUACUCCAGACUGUCAGAACAUAUGGAAAAAUGAUGGUGCCAGAUGCUCUUACUCUUCUACAAAAUCACUCGACAAGAAGAAUCAAAGGCUUGGGAUGAAGAUGGGAUGUUUUCAUACCAUCUGAGUUGGGGGCCUUUUUGUCUACUGAUGAGAACGGUGUCUGAGCCAGAGCGGCGGAGGAUGCAGGAAGGCGUCAACCGGUGACUGGUCAUAAGAAGAAGAAACGCAAAUACCGAUCUCAGCGCAAAAUUGCCGCAUAAUGUCUCGAACAGAGGGAUGUGGAAGCAAUGAAACUUUAAAAAAAAAGAGGGGAGUGUGUAAUGGCUUCCCUUUGUAAAUGCCACAGUUGAUUUCCUGGGCAUCUCUUUAAAACUAGAAUUAAGGUUUUAAUGCCAGCAGAGGCAAAUGGUCCAGAACGAGAGUGCAAGGCUGGUUGUGUUCUGUAGCUCUUGAGGAAAGGUGGCCCCAGAACUUAAGCACACAGGUCAAAAGAUUUAUUACACCUUUCCCUUGUGCCCAUGCUUGAGGCCUUCAUUGUAAAGGUCUCUCCUCCCGAACUAGCAAAGCAGUCUCGUAUUUUUUUUAUGGCUAAGCUGAUCUUUUAUGUAUGUCUUUAAAACAUUUCUUAUUACUUUGUAUGUCUAGGCCAUAGAAGCUAGUUUUUUUUGUUUGUUUUUCCUGAUCAGAUCUUGGUAGGAUAAGAAC